ACAAACUAAAUUAUUAAGUUAAAUAACAGAUAUUGAUAUAUACCAUUGUUAUACUGAUUUCUUUCAUAAUGGGUUUAGGAGAAAUAUAUCAUUAUUUGUUCGUAGAACUAUCGGUUCCACGAACUCGCGAAUGGCUAUUUAUAUCUUCGCCAUAUCCAUUGAUGCUAAUUACUUUAGGAUAUGUGUAUUUUGUUCUUUAUGCUGGACCACGAUUCAUGAAAAACCGACCGCCAUAUGAGUUGAAAAAUUUUAUAUUAAUUUAUGAUGCGAUUCAAAUUCUGGCGAACUUAUGGUUUGUCCAAAAGCAUGUAUCUUAUGGCUGGUUUUCAGAAUUCUCUAUAUUAUGUUCGCCGCCUAAUUCAGAUUCUAUUAAUGCAAUUAAAAUGUUUAAUUUGAUAUGGAUGCUGAUUUUCGUGAAACUUUUUGAUUACGUCGAAACCGUCGUAUUUGUAUUAAGAAAGAAACAAAAUCAAGUAUCUGGUUUACAUGUGUAUCAUCAUAUAUCUAAUGUGAUAUUUAUUUGGUAUUAUUUGACGUACAUUUUGGAUGAAAGGGCAACAUUUAUUUCAUUGUUGAAUUGUUUCGUGCAUGUAAUCAUGUACAUAUACUAUUUCAUCGCUGCAUGGAGUCCGAAACUCCAACAGAUGAUAUCUCCCAUUAAACCAUUUAUAACUAAACUGCAAAUGGUUCAAUUUAUCGUGAUGAUAAUUGUUUUGCUGCAAUUUUUAAGUCCUAAUUGCGUGGUGCCACGAGGAUCAGUACCUAUUUUUAUUGGAAAUUUAUUUCUAUUUCUGUACUUAUUUUAUAAUUUUCAUAAGGAAAACUACACUAAGUCACCUAAACAGAAGAAUAAUUAAAAUAGGUGGUAUCAUAUUAUUUAAAUUAAACAAAUACUACUAAUUAUACAUAGUAUUUAUUCCAUUACUUAAAACCGAAAAUUACUUAGAACAUUAAAAAUUACCUAAAACAAUGCCACAGCAGUCUAAGCUAGAUCACAGGUGCUUUUAAAUAAUUGCAUGUGAAUUUAUAUACUACGUAUGUAAUUUUUCGAUUGC
Molecule: messenger RNA, 1055 nt
Organism: Cyphomyrmex costatus
Lineage: Eukaryota; Metazoa; Arthropoda; Insecta; Hymenoptera; Formicidae
Product: elongation of very long chain fatty acids protein AAEL008004
Exons: 4
Coding region: 69-857 (262 amino acids)
Biological process (GO): sphingolipid biosynthetic process; very long-chain fatty acid biosynthetic process; fatty acid elongation, saturated fatty acid
Cellular component (GO): endoplasmic reticulum membrane
Molecular function (GO): fatty acid elongase activity
Source: RefSeq, a predicted model, not a curated record